AUGGCCCUCCUCCGCUUCCCCCGACCAAGAACCUUCCUCCACCUCAUCUCCCUCCGUACCGCCACCGAAUUCAUCACCUUCACCCUCGCCCUCAACAAAAUCACCGGCCUCUACGGCAUCCUCGCCCUCUUUACGGGAUACCACCUCAACCCCUUGCAACUAAGCCACUACAUCUACUCCCUCCUCGUGCUAGCUCUGAUAAUCUACCUCUCCCCCGCCAUACGAGCGCCACGGGAUGCGCCAGUGGGGAGUACGAUCAAGAUUCUGGGACUGGCGUGGUUGUAUGUUCUUGAUACGGUGGUGAAUAGCGUUUACACCACCCUCUUCGGCCUGGGAUGGUUCGUGUUGCUUGCGCAGCAUCUGGGUGAGAAGAACCCUGUCCCUGGAGCCGAGGGGAUAGUAGGAGGGAUCAUGAACGAUACGGCUGGUUUCACUUCUCCCGAACACACAGUCAGUCAAGUGGACGUCGUAGCCAUCCCCGCCGCACCUGGCGCUGUAUCCGGACAAGAAGCCACUAUCGUUGCCUCCGGAGGCUCGCUCUCAGGCGUGGUGCUGGAGCAGGGCAGUCUAUCAAGCAUCUUCAUCAUCGCCCUCCUCUGGCUCGUACGCCUCUACUUCUGCAUCGUCAUCCUCUCCUACGCCCGCAGUACCCUCCGCGCUCACAUCGCCGCCUCCUCAGCCGCCACGGGCACAUACACCUCCACUUCCUCCACGGAUCCAAAUAUAGCCGACUCCCCCUUCCGCCGCGGUCGUACGGAAGGUGAGGGUUGGUUCGGCGCUUUGGGGAGGACAAUGCUCAAGUUUCCGAGUACACGGUAUUGGCUCGGUAAGGAUGAGAGCGAGGAUGAGUGGGCGCGAUCAGUGGAGUCCCGGGUUGAGAGGGCGAGGGGUUUGAGGAUUAAAGUUCCGGGUGGGAAUGGGAAUGGAGUUGGGGAGAGGGAGAGGAGGGCUCGGAGUGGGACGGGGCCGCCGGUGCCGUUGGGGCCGAUGGGGGUGGGAAAGGGGAAGGUUGAGCAGUAG
Recurvomyces mirabilis is the source of this 1020-nucleotide messenger RNA. RefSeq lists its product as uncharacterized. The transcript has 2 exons. Gene Ontology annotation, cellular component: inositol phosphoceramide synthase complex; Golgi membrane. Gene Ontology annotation, molecular function: inositol phosphoceramide synthase regulator activity. The record is from RefSeq and is a predicted model, not a curated record. Gene Ontology annotation, biological process: inositol phosphoceramide metabolic process. Lineage: Eukaryota; Fungi; Ascomycota; Dothideomycetes; Mycosphaerellales; Teratosphaeriaceae. Bases 1 to 1020 code for a protein of 339 amino acids.